Messenger RNA from Nomascus leucogenys (northern white-cheeked gibbon), 1381 nucleotides. It is a transcript of the gene STMND1, whose product is annotated as stathmin domain containing 1. The record is from RefSeq and is a predicted model, not a curated record. Gene Ontology annotation, molecular function: tubulin binding. Gene Ontology annotation, cellular component: cytoplasm; neuron projection. NCBI's taxonomy places the organism in Eukaryota, Metazoa, Chordata, Mammalia, Primates, Hylobatidae. Gene Ontology annotation, biological process: microtubule depolymerization; regulation of microtubule polymerization or depolymerization; neuron projection development.
GGGAGCGCUCGCGGGGUCGCACAGCAGCCAAGCCCGCGGAGGAGGAGCGCGCGCGCGCGCAGCAUGGGCUGCGGACCUUCCCAACCUGCUGAAGACCGGAGACGUGUACCUGCGCCCAAGAAGGGCUGGAAAGAGGAAUUCAAGGCUGAUGUAGGUGUGCCUCCUACUGGGGAAAAUUGCAGCCCCCAGAUGGAAGCUGCUCUGACCAAGAAUACUGUGGACAUUGCAGAAGGCCUGGAACAAGUCCAGAUGGGAAGCUUACCUGGAACCAUUUCAGAAAAUUCUCCAUCUCCUAGUGGAAGAAACAGACGAGUAAAUUCAGACCUAGUGACCAAUGGAUUAAUCAAUAAACCCCAACCCCUAGACAGUCGAGAGCGACAGAAGUCAUCAGAUAUCCUGGAGGAACUAAUUGUUCAAGGAAUUAUACAAAGCCACAGCAAAGUAUUUAGAAAUGGAGAAUCAUAUGAUGUCACGUUGACUACGACUGAGAAGCCAUUGAGAAAGCCACCUGCCAGACUGAAAAAACUCAAGAUCAAAAAGCAAGUGAAGGAUUUCACAACGAAGGACGUUGAAGAGAAGAUGGAGGCUGCUGAGGAGCGCAGGAAGACUAAAGAAGAAGAAAUAAGAAAAAGGCUACGGAGUGACCGACUUUUGCCUUCAGCCAAUCAUUCAGAUUCAGCUGAACUAGGAGGGGCCGAGGUUGCAUUUGCCAAAGGACUUCAAAGGGUGAGGACUGCUGGAUUUGAACUGUCUAACCUGAAGGGAGGAAAACCAUUGAAGAGGAAGAAGAGUAAAAGUGAUGCAACCUUGAUUGAUAGAAACGAAAGUGAUGAAAGUUUUGGGGUCGUGGAGUCAGACAUGUCCUACAACCAAGCAGAUGACAUAGUCUACUAAGCCAUUUUUUGUGAAUUUCAUAAGAAAGCAUUCAUUCUCCCCAUUUGUAACAUUUGUAGUAUGUCUCAUAUUCUUUGACUGACUGACCUCAUUCCACUGGGAUUUCUCCCUUGGGCUUAAGGAUGAUUGUGUGGGCUGCACAGGCUGAAGGUUAGUUGAGUAAAUUAAGUAGCUAUGCUAGCUUUAAAAAAAGAGCCAGGGGGAGACUUGACCAGCAUAGAUAUUUGGCACUCUCCUUUGUGUGGCUUCAAACAUUAUGGAGAUGUCUUUAAUUUAUAAGUGCCUUCAGCUUACAUUAAUAAGUUCGUGCCAAAUGAAUUCAUUCCUGUUUACUCCUGCCUUGUGGCAGGGUCCAUCCUCUGCUGGUCCUUUAAGACAAAUUGCAUGGAUUUGUAUUAAGUAUUUUAAUGGUUUAUAUGUUUAUUAUGCUGUAUGUCUAUGGUUUUAUAAAUUUUUUUCUCUGUGUUGUGAAGGAAUAAAGCAAUGU